Aspergillus brunneoviolaceus CBS 621.78 is the source of this 2033-nucleotide messenger RNA. RefSeq names its product MFS transporter. NCBI's taxonomy places the organism in Eukaryota, Fungi, Ascomycota, Eurotiomycetes, Eurotiales, Aspergillaceae. Gene Ontology annotation, biological process: transmembrane transport. Gene Ontology annotation, cellular component: membrane. Gene Ontology annotation, molecular function: transmembrane transporter activity. The transcript has a single exon. Bases 454 to 2016 code for a protein of 520 amino acids. The record is from RefSeq and is a predicted model, not a curated record.
GUCGGUGAUGUCACUGGCCAGUAAUCCGAUGAGGACUUCAGGCCUGCGAUGGCGAACACCAGAUGACCCUCUCCAUCAAUGCAUAUGUUUUCGAGAGGAGUCUGCUUUCCUUGCCUCGACUGACUCAAGAGGGAUUCCUUCCACCUCACCCACGAGUAAUCCUCUUGAGUGCUCCCACUUUCCCACUGCUGCGAGAGUCCCACAUGCCCCACAUCUCCCACUUGGAUGCUGAAUGACUUCUUACUUCAGCCCUCUCGACCCCAGCUCUUUUCAACCUGGAUUUGACUCUGCUCCGAGUCAGAAAUCUCACCCUCAAAGUGGUCAACAUCCUUAUAUCUGGCAGAAUCGACCUUUUAGAAUCAGCGCGCGCCAUCGACAACAGCUUCAAUUCGCCUCGCAGAUCCGACAUUGGGAAACGAUCCCGACUCGCUGCCUGAUAUUCCAGGCCGCAAGAUGUCGCUGUCGAGCUCGACCAAGCACUCCAUUAACGGAGAAAGUGAAGAUGACCGUCCACAGGACUCCGACCUCACGCGAACCGAAUCCAUGCGCUCGGCCGCAGAUCACUGGAAUCCAAUCCACGAGCUCAUCUUUGUGUUGGUGGUAUGCAUGGCACAGUUCAUGACCCAAGCCGCGUUGGGAGUGUGUCUUGCACCGCUGGACAUCAUCGGCGAUGGACUCAACAUCACGCAGCCAGGCAUUCUGAGCUGGCUGAUUGCAGGCUACUCGCUCACCGUCGGCACUUUCAUUCUCUUCUUUGGCCGACUGGGCGAUCUCUUCGGGUACCGCCUCAUGUUCAUCAUCGGCUUCCUGUGGUUCGCGCUCUGGUCCAUGGUCGCCGGCGUGAGCGUCUACUCCAAUUAUAUCCUCUUCAUCUUCGCACGCACACUCCAAGGCCUGGGCCCUGCCAUGCUGCUUCCCAACGGCUUGGCCAUCCUCGGUGCUACUUACCGCCCUGGCAAGAAGAAGCAUAUGGUCUUCGCUCUUUUCGGUGCUAUGGCCCCCAACGGCUCCGUCAUCGGCGCUAUCUUCGCCGCCGUCUUCGCCCAACUCGCCUGGUGGCCGUGGAUCUGGUGGUCGAUGGCCAUCUGGUGCUUCGUGCUGGCUAUCCUGGGCAUCUACGCCAUCCCGCCCGAGCCCAGAGAUCCGCGCAUCGGCACCCUCUCCUUCCGCGCCCUCUGCGCCGAGAUGGACCUCAUCGGCGCAACCCUGGGCGUCACGGGUCUCGUCCUCAUCAACAUCGCCUGGAACCAAGCCCCUGUCGUCGGCUGGGAGCAGCCCUACGUAUACAUUCUGCUGAUCAUCGGCCUGUUGAUCAUUGCCGGCUUCUUCGUGUGGGAGAUCCGCUUCUCGAGUAAUCCGCUCAUCCCUUUCCACGCCCUGAAUGCGGACGUCUCGUUUAUUCUUGGUUGCAUCGCCUGCGGCUGGGCCAGUUUCGGCAUCUGGAUCUACUACUUUUGGCGGUUCUUAGAGGACAUCCGCGGAGUGCAUCCCAUCCUUGCGUCCGUGCAGUUCCUCCCGCCCACGGUUAUGGGGAUCAUCGCUGCGUUCUCGACAGGCCACCUGUUGAGUCGCCUGCACCCCGGGUGGAUCAUGGUCAUGGCCAUGGUGGCGUUCACUCUGGGCAAUGUGUUCUCAGCUAUUAUGCCCGUGCAUCAGACGUACUGGGCGCUCUCGUUCGUUACGCUCAUCGUCAUCCCCUUCGGGAUGGACAUGUCCUUCCCUGCUGCGACGGUUGUGCUGAGCGACGCCGUGGGCAGAGAGCACCAGGGCGUUGCGGCGUCACUGGUGUGCACGAUCGUGAAUUACAGUAUCUCGUUAGGUCUAGGAUUCGCGGGAACCGUCGAGGUGCAUGUCAACCACGGCGGGAAGACGUUCCAUGACACGUUGGUUGGGUACCGCGGCGCAUUUUAUAUGGGGAUCGGUUUAGGCGGGUUGGGCCUGUUGACGAGUAUAGUAUAUGUGCUUCACACCCUAAAGAAGGGGCGGCGCGGGGGAAAAGGGGUGGAAGAUGCUUAAUCUUUGUUUCAUUCCCU